AAGAAACGACGUUGUCCGUCGUUAGCUCAGAGACGUGCUGCAAAUAUUCGCGAACGCAAACGUAUGUUGAAUCUAAACGAAGCGUUUGACGUAUUGAGACGCCGUGUUCCUACAUUUAAAUAUGAACGACGUUUGUCGCGAAUAGAAACGUUGCGACUUGCCAUGGGAUACAUUUCGUUUAUGACACAGAUACUA
Molecule: messenger RNA, 195 nt
Organism: Lottia gigantea (owl limpet)
Lineage: Eukaryota; Metazoa; Mollusca; Gastropoda; Lottiidae
Exons: 1
Biological process (GO): regulation of transcription by RNA polymerase II; developmental process
Molecular function (GO): protein dimerization activity; DNA-binding transcription factor activity, RNA polymerase II-specific; RNA polymerase II transcription regulatory region sequence-specific DNA binding
Source: RefSeq, a predicted model, not a curated record